Aspergillus piperis CBS 112811 is the source of this 519-nucleotide messenger RNA. RefSeq lists its product as uncharacterized. Bases 1 to 519 code for a protein of 172 amino acids. Lineage: Eukaryota; Fungi; Ascomycota; Eurotiomycetes; Eurotiales; Aspergillaceae. The transcript has 2 exons. The record is from RefSeq and is a predicted model, not a curated record.
AUGCCUGGCCUACGUAUGGGUUUGGGCUUGGAUCUCCCCCCCGCUUCUGCGUUUGCUCGGGGCUGGAGACGAGGAGAGAGAGAGAGUGAUGGAUUGAUUGAUGAAUGGAGGGCGACUCUUUGUCUACCUGAGCUUUGGCUGGUUCGCCGUGUUUCAAACUUGUACACAGUAUCUCCCGACUACUGCCCUAAUUUCCUCCUCUACGGCAGUCACUGCCAUGCCUUGGCAAUCACCAGACGGGCCGGCGGAAGGCAAAUGGUAGCCUCAUCCUUCGUCCUGCUGGCAUCCAUGACCGUUGUCCCCUCUGGGUCCCUCUGCAAGCUAAGCUUGACUGGAACGCAGAUCCGUCAAAUGGGCGAUUUCUUCUGCCAGCCCACCUGCACCUUUCUGAUUUGGGUUAUAUGGAGUGUCUCCGUGUCUCGUCAAUUUUACCCCAUGGAUUCUGACAGCUUAUUUAUUAUGAUUUGCCCUUUCCAGAACCUUUCAUCGGCCGUCUACGCUGCCGUAUAUAUCCUCUAA